AACAAAACACUCUCACACCCUCCCUUUUCGUUCCCCCACCACCAGCGUCUACCAAUGGAAGCCACAGCUCUCCUCAGCUUCCCCUCCUCCAAACCCCAUGCGUCUCAUUUUCUCACCCAAACCCACCACCAUUUCCUUUCGAAUCCACCACUCAUCUCUGCUCGAUGCAAGCCCAAUCUCUCGAUCCGCUCCGCCAUUUCCCGCAACAAGAAAGAAGAAACCGUGGAGACCGUAAAGACCCAGCUCGACAACUGCCACCUCAUUGCCGGAAUAAAGUACAAGGGCUUAAGCGUCAAGCAGUUCCAGGACCUCCGACGAGCCUUACCCGAGUCCACCAAGCUGCUCGUUGCUAAGAACACCCUUGUUUACAAAGCCAUUGAGGGGACCCCCUGGGAGGCCCUCAAGCCCUGCAUGACGGGCAUGAACGCCUGGCUCUUUGUUCACAGCGAGGAGAUCCCAGCGGCCAUCAAGCCCUACAGGACCUUCCAGAAGGAGAAGAAGCUCGAGGACAACGACUUCACCGGCGCAGUGUUUGAGGGAAAGUUUUAUGGGCCUGGUGACUUCAAGGCGCUCGAGAGUAUGCCUACGAGAGCUGAAAUUUAUGCCAAGCUUCUUGGGUCGUUGAAGACUCCCGCGUCGAGCUUGGUCGGGACGAUACAGGCGCCGGCGAGGGAGUUGGUGAUGGUUUUGAAGGCCUAUGUCAAGAAGUUGGAAGAGGAAGGUAGUGGGCAAUAGCGGCUGAUGAAAAAGGAGCAACCCUUUCAGUUUGAGCUAUUCUUGUAAUUGUAAGUGUACUUUGGAACCAACCCUCUUUUUUGUUUUUUCUUUUGCUUCUUGUAGCAAUGUUGUUAUUAUGGCCGUUUGUGAUUUUAGCUACACGGUUGAAUUUGAAAAAUAAUUGAAGGAAACGGAAGUUGUACAAUUGUGUCUAA
Messenger RNA from Corylus avellana, 932 nucleotides. Its product is annotated as large ribosomal subunit protein uL10c-like. The record is from RefSeq and is a predicted model, not a curated record. Lineage: Eukaryota; Viridiplantae; Streptophyta; Magnoliopsida; Fagales; Betulaceae.